GUUGCAAAGCUUACAACAAGUGGUCAGUUCAGUCGAGUUGUAGAUACGGUAGUGAAGAAAGUUGUGGGAUCGUGAGAUCUGACAGUAUUUCCUUCUACAAGUUUGUUAUGAGAGUAGGCGAAGAUGGACGACUUGUUUUCGGAGGGUCUGUUCGGAAACGACGCAAACUCAAGCUUUAUGCAGUCUUUGGCUGAUCUUACUCAGGUAGAUGGUCCCGGUAGCAAUAAUUUCUUCCGAUACACUCAGUCCGAGCAAACGCCUACUACGUGCCACGUGGCGGCCAUGAGCAACCCAUCCACGAGCUGGAGUGUUCCCACUCUGGGAUCCAGAGCGCAUUCCCAAGAUCGAGUCAACAACUUGUGUGACCCGUUCAGUGAUCAACCUCUUGAUCAAUCACUUCUCGGCCUGACGCAGGAUUUUACUAGCUACAGAAGUCCUUCCCGGACCACUCCCACCACGUCAGCCUCGGGAAUGCUAACAUCUGUGUCAGUAGCUGACUUCACUGACCUGAGUCCUGGACGGACUGGCCCAGCAUCGUCAAUUGGAUCUCCAGCAGCAGCAGCAGCGACCCCAGGAUUACUGGCUUCUGCUUCAUCACCAGAAGGCUCACAGGCACCAGGGUCGAGCACUGUGUUUGGAGGUAGCUGUGUGAAUGGUACUGGUCAAGACAGACAUGGUCCUCAUCGUGUGCAGAAGGCGGGGGGUGCUGCAUCGCCUGGCUCUCAUUCACCAUGCGCCAGCGACGAGUACAAAAUGUCACAGGAGUACCGGAUGAAGCGCGAGAGGAAUAAUGCUGCCGUUCGUAAAAGCCGAAUCAAGGCCAAGCAGAAGUCAAAGGAAACGGAAGAGGAGGUGUCAGACCUUCGGCAGGAGAAUUUGGAGCUGAAGCGCAGCUUGGAUGCUCUGCGUGGCCAAUUGGAAACCCUGCGUGCGCUACAGCCAGACUUGUUUGAUGAGGAUGAUGGUCAGUGAUGCUACAAAACUAUCACAGUGUUCUUUGAACUGCUUUUAUUCUACAGCUGCACAUCAUAGCACUCCAUCGUAUACUUGCGAUCCCCUGCUUGUGUUCCUGAACCAUGUUUUAUUGAGAUCCUGGACGUCGGAUGAUCUCUUUUGUUGGACAAACGCGUUUGCGGUCUCCAUCCUUUCCAUUGUUCUAAUUCUUUGUCAUGUUCAUACUUCAGUUGCAUGGCCUUGACUUUCUCUUACUGUCCCUGCUGGUUCUAUGCUCAGUCUUGAUUGCUACUAGUGCAAUCAUGUUUUCUGUAAUCGAUCUCUGCAAUGUAUGCUGAAUUGCUCCGUCCUCAAGCCCACCUUGCCCGUUUCUGGCGGUGGUGUUGAAUCCCAACGACUUCCAUUGACUUCUUAUUAUUUUUACUAGAGAUGACUUUUUAGCUCCCUUGUGUCUUCUGAAUGAAGAAAACCCUCGUUUUAUUGUCAACAUUUUAGCACAUAUUCACCCGCGUUUCAAUGAUGAUCCUUCCUCAUAGCUGUGCUAUGCACCAUUUGCAAUCAUAACCUGACUUAUAUCUACCUAAUACUUAGCCCGGUUCCACAAUUAUGUCACUGAUUUACAUGUAUUUCGGUCACAAGUUUUUAUUAAUUGGGUCACUUUAGAUCAACUUGAAAAUUGAAAAUACAUGUAUACCACAAUA
This is a messenger RNA of Sycon ciliatum, 1655 nucleotides long. Its product is annotated as CCAAT/enhancer-binding protein beta-like. Lineage: Eukaryota; Metazoa; Porifera; Calcarea; Leucosolenida; Sycettidae. Gene Ontology annotation, molecular function: RNA polymerase II cis-regulatory region sequence-specific DNA binding; DNA-binding transcription factor activity, RNA polymerase II-specific. The coding region runs from base 124 to 972 and encodes 282 amino acids. Gene Ontology annotation, biological process: DNA-templated transcription; regulation of transcription by RNA polymerase II. The record is from RefSeq and is a predicted model, not a curated record. The transcript has a single exon.